UUGUCUUGUGUUAAUAAAGGUGACAGCUCAGAGUAACAGGAGCAGAUAGGAGGAGUUUGCGUUGCAUCAUCAUUAACCGCGUGACGUUGUCAAUAACGCUCAACGAGGAAAGUUAAAUAUUGAGAAGUGGGUAAGGUUAGCUGAAACUUAGUAACUAUGAGGUCAAUCACAGCUUCAUUCCGACAGUAGCUAUAUAUCCACUGGCAAGCCAGGUGAGAGGCGCCUUCCAGGAAACAGCCAGAUUCACUAGCACAGCUGAAUGGCUUAUAAUUUCAAAACUCUUGCCUGUAUUUUCCACUAAGGCUUUUCUUUGCUUGCGCAUUGGAACAUAUCAGGUUUGCAUAUGAUGAGCAGCGUCGGUUCAUGAGAACUGCUUAUAAAUGUCCACAAAAGCGGAUAGAGACCCACAGGUAGAUGUGACCCACCUAGACUCCCGCAAAGCAGAAUGGGCUGAAGACGUUGACGGACGGGAGGUGAUGAGGACGGAUGAAGCUCCAGCGCCUCGCAGGCUCAGCCGCAGCCCGAAGUGCGCUCGCUGCAGGAAUCACGGCGUCGUGUCGCGCCUCAAGGGCCACAAGCGCCUGUGUCGCUGGCGUGACUGUCAGUGCGCGAACUGUCUGCUGGUCGUAGAGAGACAGAGAGUGAUGGCAGCGCAAGUCGCCCUCCGGAGACAGCAGGCCACAGAGGGUAAAAAAGGUCAAAAAAACACCUCUGUUCUCAGACGUACUGCUUACCAGCGCUACACGAGGGCACCUAGUCUCCUGGCAAAGAGUAUUCUAGAGGGCUACAGGCCACCUGUGUUAGAGGACUGGCCAAAGAGACUGCACCAACCCCCAGUCAGUGUUCGUAUGAGGAAAAGGAGAGCGUUUGCAGAUAAAGAGCUGGAGACUGUGAUGCUUGAAAGAGAGCUGAGGCAAAGAGAGAUGGAAGAGUUGCCUGCACUACUCCUCCAGGCUGUGGUGCCGUCCGCUCCCUCUCCGUAUUUUUUCCCGCUGUCAGACACAAUCAUGCCCACGUACAUGCCUGUGUCCAAAAGCGGCCCUUCUUUGACUGACUGUGAUCUCCCUCACCAUCAACACGCGCUUAAAUCCAAGGCUCUAGACACACUGACAGACAGUGUCUCUCUAAGGGUGUGUGAGAACUGGGACGUUUUCAAUUCGAUUCGGCCUCCACCUCGCUGUUACAGCACAAGCCCAGGUGUCAACAUGGUUAAAAACAUACCGGACAGCGGGUUUUCUGAUAUGUCUGUCAAACCAAAAAGUUUAGUUGUUGACACCAUGUCAAAGCAAGACAUUCCUCCCUCACCGAAUAUGGCAGACGUGCUGGUACAAGCUAAAUCGCCCCACAAGCGCUGCAGGUCAUUGGGACAUGAGGCCUGUGUUCACAUGGACCGAAUGGAGGGCGCAAAUAAAGACCCCAUCAAAAAAGCUGUGACACGGCCAUUACCUUUUUCUGUAGAGGCAUUGCUCAUGAGAUAAAAAUAUUUUUGUAACACUUUACAAUAGGGUUCAGUUUGUUAGCAUAAUGUAUUACAUUAAUUUACAUUACAUUAACAGCCAAUGUAAUUUUUUACACUGUUUAUUAAUGUUGUUUAUUGUUAAUAUCUACAUACACUAAUACAUUUUUAACAAGUUAGAUAUUGACAUUACCUACUGCGUUAUGAAUUAACAAUGAACAGCAUAUUUAUAAAGUAACAUGAAUACAGAUUAUGAAAUGCUGUUAAAAAGCAAACUUUUUGGUAAAGUGUGACCUUUUCAAUUUAUAUUUGAUCUAGAUUUGCAGUAGCAUUUACAGCUGAGCUUAUUUUCAAACAUAAUUAAUGUAAUUUCAAGCAAGCAGAGGAAAUAAUCAAACACAAUCAAGUAGUGCUGAGAAAUACGAUUUAUUUUACUGAAUCUGUUCACUUGAACCAUUCAUGUAAAUUAACCUUUUCUUAAAUAGUUAACCUGUUCAUUUGUCCUUGUGCACUAGUGUUUGUGUUCAUUACAUUUCCUAUUCAGUUAUAUAAAUACGAUGUUUAUAGUUUUAUUAUUUUCAAUUAAUGUUUUUAGGUUUAAGGAAUCAAAAGAUUCAAGUUGUUGGGAUGAAUCAAAGAGUUUAACCCUUAACUACUUAAAACGGACUAGCUUGUAGCUUGGCAUGCAAGUUUUUAAUGAAGCUUCGCCAACACUGCACUGAAAAGUUAAAUAAUCAGUAACCUUCCUGUUUAAUAAACUACUUUUGAUUAGAAUACUUUUGAUUCAUUUCUAACUAAAGUUGUUCAAAUGAUGUUUUUAUAAUCCUGUUUAAAUCAAUUAUAUGAAAUUGUUAAAUACACAGUAUGGAAUAUACAUGCAUCUUACUAACCUUUAUACUUUAUCAAUAUAUGAAUUUUUGUUUUCUGUUCAAAAAACAUUGUGAUGUGUCUUUCUUGUACAUGUAAAUAGCCAUGACUAACCCUAUUUUUUAAAUUAUUCGUAUUUUUAAACUCCAAAUAUGAAAGUCUGAUGUAAACGCAUAGGUAGCUAAGGAUCAAAUGAAAGAGUGGUGGAAAAAAGAUUAGUUUCUGUCUCUCUUCCUUUAAUGUGAAUUAAUGAUGUAGUUCAUACAGUGGUUGGAUUGAAGUGAUGCCUGGUUCAUCUGUGUAUUUAAGCUACAGGCUCCCACAAAGGUGCUUUGAACUGUUUCUGCGGUGUUCAUAAAAUAUUUUUAAUUUUAAAGAAAACUAACGAUGAAAAGGGCUCUCAGACAGGAACCAACUCAAAGUGUAAAACUAAACGGAUGAGGAGAAAGACACAUGUGCCUGAGGGUCCAGACGCAAGAAACCAUUCUAAUAUGAGCUCAGGAGGACAAAAUAUUCACUAUGUUUUUCUGCUUUUUCUUUUUACAUCUUAAUCAGGAAGUUCAUAAAAGUCUUAUUCCUGUCAGUACUGUGUGUUCAAGUGAAUGUGUUGGCUUAGCAACAUUGUGCAAUAUAUUUGGGAGUGUAUCGCUGUCCUGUAGACUGGUUUAGACAAUGUAUAUCCUCUCUUUUCUAUCUUUUCUUUAUUUUCCAUUUCAGUUUUUGAGAUAUGGAAGCCUGAUAGUUUUGACAUCUCUGGACCAUGUGGCGUCAACAUGUGUGAUGGCAUCAUGCCCUCCUCUGUGUCUGUCUCUAUAUCUCAGCACAUCUGCCAGUGCAGAUAGGGGCUUUACGUUAGGAGUCUUCCUGAGAGGGGAAUCUGAGGCCUCUUGUGGUCCACUUAAAAAAACAUGCAAGAAGAGUGCAGAAGAACAUUAGUGUUUUUAAAUGAUAAUCACGAUCUAUAUCGAAAUCCUCAGUUACUUGAGAUCAUAAUAGUUGUGAAGAGUGCUUCCAAACAAUGGGAUACUAAUCUUUUUUGUUACAAAAUAUAUUUACUUUAAGAAUUUAAAAUGUAGUUUCGUUGCUUAGUAUAUACACAAAAUACAAAGAAGAAGUCUUUGAAAGAAGUCUCUUUGCUCAACAAAGCUACAUUUAUUAGAGAAAAAUGCACUAAAACAGUAAUAUUGUGAUUUUUAAAAUGCAAUUUUACUAAAUUUUUAUAUAUUUAAAAACAAUUUAUUAUGCUGAAUUUUCAGAAGACAUUAUUUCAGUCUUCAGUGUCACUCACGUAAUCCUUUAGAAAUUGUUCUAAUAUGCUGAUUUGGUGCUUAAGAAGCAUUUUUAUUAUUAUCAACAUUACUAUUUUUGUGAAAACCCUGAUAAUUUUUUUCAGGAUUAUUUUGAUGAAUAGAAAGAAAUCUUUUGUAACAUUAGAAAUAUCUUUACUCUUACUAAAAAUCUAUUUAAUGCAU
Messenger RNA from Onychostoma macrolepis, 3795 nucleotides. It is a transcript of the gene dmrt2b, whose product is annotated as doublesex and mab-3 related transcription factor 2b. Gene Ontology annotation, biological process: sex differentiation; regulation of transcription by RNA polymerase II. The record is from RefSeq and is a predicted model, not a curated record. Bases 381 to 1478 code for a protein of 365 amino acids. The transcript has 3 exons. Gene Ontology annotation, molecular function: RNA polymerase II cis-regulatory region sequence-specific DNA binding; DNA-binding transcription factor activity, RNA polymerase II-specific. NCBI's taxonomy places the organism in Eukaryota, Metazoa, Chordata, Actinopteri, Cypriniformes, Cyprinidae. Gene Ontology annotation, cellular component: nucleus.